Messenger RNA from Cajanus cajan (pigeon pea), 947 nucleotides. Its product is annotated as sugar carrier protein C. NCBI's taxonomy places the organism in Eukaryota, Viridiplantae, Streptophyta, Magnoliopsida, Fabales, Fabaceae. Gene Ontology annotation, biological process: monosaccharide transmembrane transport. The record is from RefSeq and is a predicted model, not a curated record. Gene Ontology annotation, molecular function: monosaccharide transmembrane transporter activity. Gene Ontology annotation, cellular component: membrane.
AUGUUGUUUAAGGACGAUGCUGCUCUAAUGUCAGCUGUCAUCACCGGUGUUGUGAAUGUUGUUGCAACAUGUGUCUCAAUUUAUGGAGUUGAUAAGUGGGGUAGGAGAGCCCUUUUCCUUGAAGGUGGAGUUCAGAUGCUCAUAUGCCAAGCUAUAGUUGCAAUUGCUAUUGGAGCCAAGUUUGGAAUCGAUGGAAACCCUGGUGAUUUGCCACAGUGGUAUGCUAUUGUUGUGGUUCUCUUCAUUUGCAUUUACGUGGCAGCAUUUGCAUGGUCUUGGGGUCCCCUUGGUUGGUUGGUGCCUAGUGAGAUCUUUCCAUUGGAGAUUCGUUCGGCUGCUCAGAGUAUCACUGUCGCGGUCAACAUGCUCUUCACUUUCUUAAUUGCGCAAGUCUUCUUGCAAAUGCUUUGCCACAUGAAGUUUGGCUUAUUCAUCUUCUUCGCCUUCUUUGUGUUGUUCAUGUCAUUCUUCGUUUUCUUCCUUUUGCCCGAAACCAAGGGUAUUCCAAUUGAAGAAAUGCCUAAGGUGUGGAAGGCACACCCAUUCUGGGCCAGAUUCGUUCAACAUGAUGAUUAUGAUAACGGAGUUCAGAUGGGAAAGGGAUCUAGUCAAGUGUAGUUAAUUAAUUAGUCCUUUAUUUUUGUUGUUGUUUUUUUCUUUUUCCUUGUAAAUCAUCCUAUUGAUGUUCGAGUCAGUUUUAAUGUAUUGAAUUGUUUUUAUGAAAAAGUUCUUUAUUUUAGAAAUUUGUCUUCUGUCAGGAGAAUUUUUUUUCUUUUUCAAAGUCCACCAACAAUCAUUUUAAAAACCCACUUUCUAUCGAUUUAAGUUUAAUGUAUAGUACAUCUAUAAUACGUAUUUUUUUUUAUGAUACCACUUUCUUUAUUAAAUUAAGAAACAUAUUUUGAUUUUUUAUUUUUGUUAUUUUAAAUUUGAUCUACUAGUUUUAA